This is a messenger RNA of Eimeria maxima, 2106 nucleotides long. Its product is annotated as nucleolar RNA helicase, putative. Lineage: Eukaryota; Apicomplexa; Conoidasida; Eucoccidiorida; Eimeriidae. The record is from RefSeq and is a predicted model, not a curated record. Bases 1 to 2106 code for a protein of 701 amino acids. Gene Ontology annotation, molecular function: RNA binding; RNA helicase activity. The transcript has a single exon.
AUGGGAUUUAGGGAGGAUAUGCAGCAAAUACUUUCUUUUAUUAAGGAACAAAAAAAUAAUAAUAAUAAUAAUAAUAAUACAGCAGCAGGUGCUGCAGCAGAUAGUACAGGAGCAGCAGCAGGAGCAGCAGCAGCAGCAGCAGCAGGAGGAAAAGAUUACCAAUUGUUGCUAUUUACUGCUACUUUCCCUAAAUGGGCAAGAGUAAUAGCUGAUGAUUUUAUGAAUAAAGAUAAAGUAUUUAUAGAUGUAACUGCAUACCAGAUACGUCAAGGAGAAGAGGAAGCAGCAGCAGCAGCAGGAGGAGGUGAUAAAUCCGCAGCAGCAGCAGCAGCAGCAGCAGCAGGAGGUACAGGGAGUGGUGCUGGUCUUAUAGAGCAUUUAGCAUUAUAUUGUCAUUGGAAGGAUCGAAUAAAUGCUUUACCAUUAUUAAUAAAUUUAUACUGCCGCAGCAGCAGCAGCAGCAGCAGCAGCAGCAGCAGCAGUAGCAGCAGUACAGCAACAGAAUUAGAAGGAGAAGGAAUAAAUAAAUCAUAUAACCAAUUAAAUAGAUCAGGAGGAACAGGAGAAUCAGGAAAAGAUGAAGAAAAAGGUUUAUGUGUAAUAUUUUGUGAGACAAAACAAGAAGUAAAUGAUGUAUCUCUUUGUUCAUCAAUAAGUAAUAUAAGUUGCUGUCUACAUGGAGAUAUGACACAACAACAAAGAGAUACAACUUUAUUAUCCUUUAAGAAAAAACAAUUUAGUGUAUUAGUUGCAACAGAUAUAGCAGCAAGAGGAUUAGAUAUAAAAAAUAUAAAUUUAAUUAUACAAUUAUCUCCUCCUCGUGAUAUAGAUACAUAUAUACAUCGUGCAGGUAGAACAGGGAGAGCAGGAAAAAAAGGUAUAAAUAUAUUAUUUUAUUAUAAAUAUAAUUCUUCUUUUUUAUCUCUUAUUGAAUAUUAUAAUAAAAUUAAAUUUAUAAGAAUACCUUUUCCUUCUUCUUAUCAAUUACGCAUGCAUACUAUACAUAAUAUUAUUCAUCAUUUAUUUCCUUAUCUUAAUCUUUCUGCUGUUGCUGCUAAGGUUGCUAAAGCUGCUGCUGCUGCACAGGAACAAGGAUAUGGGCAGGCAGCAGAGCAGCAACAGCAGCAGCAACAGCAGCAGCAGCAGCAGCAGCAGCAAAAAGGGGAAGAAUAUCUUCUUAUUGAACAAGUAACAAAAAAAAUACUAAAGACAGAGGACCCUAAGGAUAUAAUUAUACGUCUUCUUACUUGUAUAGCUAAUGAGGGAGCAGCAGCAGCAACAGGAGCAGCAGCAGCAGCAGCAGGAGAAGAUGAUAAUGUGUCUCCUUUAUCAGGAAGAAAAGGGUUUAUUUCUUAUCAUUUAAUCUUUUCUCCUCCUCCUUCUCCUCCUCUACAAGGAUCUUGUUCUUAUGUAUGGAGGGCAUUAAAGAAUAAAUUCCCUGCUGCUCCUGCUGCUGCUGCUGCUGCAAGAAGAGGAACAGCAGCAGCAGCAGCAGCAGGUGGAGGAGGAGAAGAUGUUAUAGAGAAAAUAGAACAAAUGGUACUAACAGAGGAAGGGGAUGGGGCUGUCUUUGAUGUUCCUGCUGCAGUGCAUGCAUCCUUUGUGCAGCAAAUAGUUAAACCAUUAAAGGAAGAAGCAGCAGCAGCAGCAGCAGCUGCUGCUGCUGCUGCAGCAAAAGGGAGAGCAGGAAGCAGCAGCAGCAACAGGAAAGGGUUAACUAUUCAUCGUCUUUGUGGUACUUUGCCACCCCUACAAGAUUGUCUCUAUCUUGCAAGAAAAGAACUGCAGCAGCAGCAGCAGCAGCAGCAGCAGCAGCACUCACGUACCUCUCUUGCUGCUCUACGUCUAAACCCUAAUCAUAUAUCUAAUCGUAGAGGAGGGGGAGCAGCAGGAGGAGGAGGAAGAGGAGGAGGAGCAGCAGCAGCAGCAGGAGGAGGAGGAAGAGGAGGAGGAGCAGCAGCAGGAGGAAGAGGAGGACGCAUGCAGCAGCAGCAGCAGCAGAGGGGAGGUGUACGUACACCCGAAAGCAACAAAAGGGAAAGAGGAGAUGAUAGAGGAGGAAGAGGAGGAAGAAUUAAUUCCUUUAAGAGACCCCGUACUAAUUAA